This is a messenger RNA of Stylophora pistillata, 2376 nucleotides long. Its product is annotated as neuropeptide Y receptor type 6-like. The record is from RefSeq and is a predicted model, not a curated record. Lineage: Eukaryota; Metazoa; Cnidaria; Anthozoa; Scleractinia; Pocilloporidae. Gene Ontology annotation, cellular component: plasma membrane. Gene Ontology annotation, biological process: G protein-coupled receptor signaling pathway. Gene Ontology annotation, molecular function: G protein-coupled receptor activity.
CUGAGCGGAGGCGAUUUCCCCAUGUGACAUAGAUUAAUUCAAAAUUCAGCAAAUGAGAAAGGGAUAAAGUGACAAUCAAACCACGGAAGAUUCCGUGAUAUCCGUGGCUAUAUAAACUUUGCAUCUUUGCUAGUUAACCCCACAUAAAAGACUAGCUAACCAAACAGUGACAACUCACAGAUAUUCGGAACUAUUAAAGCUAGGUGCGUUUUCCGAGAAGCUGUUUGCAUAUUUCAUUGCAAAUUGAACAGUGCCAUGGUUUUGGACUCAAAUGCAACGAAUUUAGCCUUGUUCGGAAACUCUACAAAUUCUUCAGAAUCGCAUAGGUUUGCGCCAUGGCCAAUGUUCGAAACAGCCAGAAUGAUUAUACUUGCGUUACAGAUUGUUGUCUUUCUGGUGGGAACUGUCGGAAAUGUUCUCGUGUGCAUCAUUGCGUCGCGAAAGAGAAACUUGAAGAUCGUUGGCAAUCGUUUCAUUCUAAAUUUGGCCCUCGCUGAUUUGGGUGUUCUUUUUAUAUCCUUCCCUAUGUGGAUCAGCAAGGAAUUCGGUAUCUCUUGGCCUUUUGGAGAGUUUCUUUGCAAAACAUUCCAGCCGUUCACGGAUAUUUUCUAUGGCGUUGGAAUCGGAUGCAUUACGGCCAUUGCACUCCAUCGUUACAGAAUGCUGGUUCACUGUAUGAAACCGCAAAUGAAUGUGCAAAAAGCUAAGCGAGUACUGUUUUUUAUCUGGCUUCUCUCAUUCUUCAUCGUUGUAAUGCCGUUAUUUUUCGUCAUGGAGCUGAGAAAAAAGCCGUUCACAGGAAAACAAUACUGUGAGCCGUCAUGGCCCACGAAGUUAGCGCAACAGAUGUACCACACAACGAUCGCAAUUUCUUUCUACUUCGCCCCUCUGGUUAUUAUCUCGCUGACGUACAUUCGUAUCCGAACCAAGCUGAAAGAUAGCAUUCGCAAACACGACAGCUACCGUCGCUCAAGCUUUAAAGCCGAUGAAACUAUGUCUCGUAAAGAGACUGCUUCUAGGAUUAUGCAAAACCGUCGGGCAUUGCGUCUUCUGGCUCCUGUUGUCGUCGUAUUUGCUGUUUGCAUGGCACCCUUCAUCUUUCUGCAUUUGGUCGCAUCAUUUAUCAGAAUAAAAGGCUCUAUACACACUGCGAUUGCUUUCCGUUUCUUCGCUCUUUUAUUGGUUACCAACGCUUCUGCUAACCCCAUUAUCUACUCUGUCAUGAACUCGGAUUUUCGUCGCGAUUUUAAGCAACUCUUGCGUUGUAAUACGGACGGAUGUUGCACAGAUACUACAGAAGGACUCAGUCUGGCAACAUUUCGACGGAGUUCGUCUUCUUUCGGUAGGCGCAGCGCCAAAGAACGAAAAAGAAGUUCCUUUCUCAUCGAAAGAAGAAGAAAUUCAUUUUCCAGUCUUAAGAAAAGCUCCAGGAAUUCCUGCGAGAAACUUCAAGCUAAAACAAACGGUGGAUUAACGGAAGGAAAGCAUAAUAAACGAGUAGAUGGAUAGUGGGUCGAUAAUAGGCUUUGGCGAACGCUUAAACAAGUCCUGUUACGAUGAGCAAAACUGUUCCACUGCUGCCUCUUCAUAGCCGUGACUUUUUUUUUUUUAGUCAGUCAAAUUGUAUAUUCUUAGCCUUUUAUAGUUUGUUUUCAUAUUUUAUUUUGCUUAGUUCUAUUGUAUAGCGCAUUAGAUCAUAUCCACUUGUAUUUUGCGCUAUGUAAGUAAUAAUUUUAUAUUUUUAUUUUAUAUUUUAUAUAUCCAGUCCAGAGUUAAAAGGUAACGGAGAGAAGUUCUUUGUGCUCUUCGGUGCACAACAGAAAUGUCCAAGAAAAAUGGGUGUAAGGUAAUCAAGCGUUGGGUUGCAGAAUGCUUCUGUUAGAGUUAGUACCUACUUCACUCCGGCUUAAUCUAGCCAACAAAAGGGAGCUCCAGCUCGAAAAAGUAUUAGAAUCUAGAGUUAGGAACAAAUCCCUGAGUUAAUCCAGCUUUUUUAAACUGACUGUGUAGCUUAAAUACUUUGUAUCAUGGAUCUACAUCAAUAUUUUACUAACAUUUCCAAGCGUUAGCAAUUGGCGCCGUAAGUUAUAAAUACAAUCUAUUUUAAAUCAAAAUAUGCAACGAGGAUUUUUAUUUUAAGUGUCCUUGCAAUCUUCCCAAUAUUCGAAGUGUUUACGACCUCUCGAAUUGAUUGUGUAUCCGCUUUGUGUUUAGAGGCUCGCCACAGCUAGUUUCAGGUGAUGCUUUCUUCAUUCCACAAUAAAUUAACGUCAGGAAAAAGCCAAAAUUCAAAGGUUGCUCUUUGAACCGGAUCAAGCGAGCCACUUCCGUUUACACUGAGUUUUUUCAGUUUUAAAUUUGAGGUGGUAAGUUUUC